Messenger RNA from Balaenoptera ricei (Rice's whale), 1963 nucleotides. It is a transcript of the gene SLC6A13, whose product is annotated as solute carrier family 6 member 13. The coding region runs from base 75 to 1868 and encodes 597 amino acids. The record is from RefSeq and is a predicted model, not a curated record. Gene Ontology annotation, biological process: neurotransmitter transport; sodium ion transmembrane transport. Gene Ontology annotation, molecular function: gamma-aminobutyric acid:sodium:chloride symporter activity. NCBI's taxonomy places the organism in Eukaryota, Metazoa, Chordata, Mammalia, Artiodactyla, Balaenopteridae. Gene Ontology annotation, cellular component: plasma membrane. The transcript has 15 exons.
AGCACCUCCCUUUCCCCCUGGAUAGCUCUUCUCCCCUCUGACAGGACCUCUGGUAGCAACUACACUAAGGUGGAAUGGAUAGCAGGGUCUCGAGCACAACCAGUAAUGGAGAGACAAAACCAAUGUGCCCAGGCAUGGAAAAGGCGGAGGAGGCCGGCGCCCUGCAGCGGGGCCAGUGGAGCAACAAGAUGGAGUUCGUGCUGUCCGUGGCCGGCGAGAUCAUCGGGCUGGGCAACGUCUGGAGGUUUCCCUACCUCUGCUACAAAAACGGGGGAGGUGCCUUUUUCAUCCCCUACCUCAUCUUCCUCUUUACCUGUGGCAUUCCUGUCUUUCUCCUGGAGACAGCACUGGGCCAGUACACCAGCCAGGGGGGCAUCACAGCCUGGAGGAAGAUCUGCCCCAUCUUUGAGGGUAUCGGCUAUGCUUCCCAGACCAUUGUCAUCCUCCUCAACAUCUACUACAUCAUCGUCCUGGCCUGGGCCCUCUUCUACCUCUUCAGCAGCUUCACCACCGACCUGCCCUGGGGGAGCUGCCGCCACGACUGGAACACAGAGCAUUGUGUGGAGUUCCAGAGGCCCAGCAGCUCCGUGAACGUGAGCUCCGAGAACGCCACCUCUCCCGUCAUCGAGUUCUGGGAGAGGCGGGUCCUGAAGAUCUCGGACGGCAUCCAGCACCUGGGGGCCCUGCGCUGGGAGCUGGCCCUGUGCCUCCUGCUCGCCUGGGUCAUCUGCUACUUCUGCAUCUGGAAGGGGGUCAAGUCCACGGGCAAGGUGGUGUACUUCACAGCCACCUUCCCUUACCUCAUGCUGGUGGUCCUGUUGAUUCGAGGGGUGACGCUGCCUGGGGCCGCCCAAGGAAUUCAGUUUUACCUGUACCCAAACCUCACGCGUCUGUGGGACCCCCAGGUGUGGAUGGACGCGGGCACCCAGACCUUCUUCUCCUUCGCCAUCUGCCUGGGGUGCCUGACGGCCCUGGGCAGCUACAACAAGUACCACAACAACUGCUACAGGGACUGCCUCGCCCUCUGCUUCCUCAACAGCGGCACCAGCUUCGUGGCCGGCUUUGCCAUCUUCUCCAUCCUGGGCUUCAUGUCCCAGGAGCAGGGGGUGCCCAUCUCUGAGGUGGCCGAGUCAGGCCCUGGCCUGGCCUUCAUCGCCUACCCCCGGGCUGUUGUGAUGCUGCCCUUCUCGCCCCUCUGGGCCUGCUGCUUCUUCUUCAUGAUCGUCCUGCUGGGACUGGAUAGCCAGUUUGUGUGUGUGGAAAGCCUGGUGACGGCGCUGGUGGACAUGUACCCCAGUGUAUUCCGCAAGAAGAACCGGAGGGAGGUCCUCAUCCUGGGGGUGUCUGUCACCUCCUUCCUCGUCGGGCUGGUCAUGCUCACAGAGGGCGGUAUGUACGUUUUUCAGCUCUUUGACUACUACGCAGCCAGUGGCAUGUGUCUCCUGUUCGUGGCCAUCUUUGAGUCCCUCUGUGUGGCGUGGGCCUACGGAGCUGGGCGCUUCUAUGACAACAUUGAAGACAUGAUUGGGUACAGGCCGUGGCCCCUUAUCAAAUACUGUUGGCUCUUCCUCACACCGGCUGUGUGCACAGCCACCUUCCUCUCCUCCCUGAUCAAGUACACCCCACUGACCUACAACAAGAAGUACCUGUACCCGUGGUGGGGCGAUGCCCUGGGCUGGCUCCUGGCUCUCUCCUCCAUGAUCUGCAUUCCCGCCUGGAGCUGCUACAAACUCAGCACCCGCAAGGGCUCUUUCAGAGAGAGAGUUCGCCAGCUCACGUGCCCAGCUGAGGACCUGCCCCAGUGGGCCCGAGCGGAACCCUCUGCCCCGGCCACGCCCAGGACGUCGGAACUGGAGUCUCACUGCUAGGGGGCAGGCCCUGGGACAACGGGCCAGUCAGCCUGGCUGUGGGGACAGUUGCAGAGGGAAGGCACAGAAGCAGCCCUGCUGUGCUUCUUUGCCAC